UUCCCGUCCGUGGCAGUUCAAGUUCAGCAAGCCAUCAGGUCGGCUAGCAAAGCGAUUCGCUUCGUUCUCCCUUGGAAAAAAAAGGCCCAAUCUCGAAAUCGAAAAUUCGGUUCGGUAGUCGCGCGCGAAUAGUCGCAAGUUCAAAAGCAUUCUAACCGUCAGCUGAUACGGAUGCACUUUUAGUCGGUGUUUUGUCGUCUAUCUUUUGAUCGGUCUCGCUUUCGGAAGUUUCACUUUUAGUUAGUUUCCUGUUUGUCUGUUUCUGGUUCGAGAAGUUUCAUAAGAGGAUAUCUCUUCUUACCCCCUGUGUAUCCGUACCCGGCGUUAUCCUUCAACUGUGUACGAUUCAUCUGCGUGCGCGAUGCGUCCCCUGGUCCGCAGUACCAGCACGAUGUCACUAGUGCCGGUGCACUACCGUAGCUGGUGGGAUGACUGGGACCUGCCACUGUACUCGCGGAUGAUGGAAAAAUCCAUCACCGAGGAAGUAAUCAGCGAUGAUCCCUUCUGGUGGCGUCAUGCCCCGAUGCCACCGCUGCGUUGGUCCAGCUUGUGGCGCCCCUGGAAGUACUUUACACUGCGCGACGUGGGCUCCCGGGUGGACUCGGACCGGGAAAAGUUCACCAUCGAAGUCGACGUCCACCAGUUUGCCCCGCACGAAGUCACCGUGAGGAAAACCGACAAGUACGUCACCAUCGAGGGCAAGCACGAAGAAAAGCGGGACGAGCAGGGUUACGUCUCGAGACAGUUCUCACGGCGCUAUCUGCUUCCAAUUGGGUACGAUGCGAACCUGGUUGUGUCGUCCCUGUCCUCGGAUGGAGUCCUUACCGUCACUGCCCCGCGAAUCGGUCUGCCAGCGCCGAAGGUGGAGAAAUUUGUUCCCAUAUGGCACACCGGCAAGCCUGCCAUUGAGGAUAAGAAUUUUCGUAUCGGAUUCUACUUGAAUUAGAUUUGUUGAGGCACCUUGCAGUUCAAGCUCGACACUCACCUUGGAAAACCGCGACAGGCACCCAAAAAUCAAAACAAGCAGAAUAGAAACAAGCGCUAGUUCCCGUUUCUGUGGUUGGUAGCACGGCACGAUGGACACGAUACACAAAAACCUAUCGGAAAAAUAUUGACAGAAAACCGAAUCGAGGCCACAUUGUGAUACACAGACAACAGAUAGCUAACCAUAAAACGCGAACCCUAACUCAUAACACACCAAAGAUCACGGCUAGGGAGGACUCUGGAAGCGCAGAGGGUCACGAUACCGUGACAUAGGUUUAGCACAUCAUCGUAGCGGAACAGAAUUAACUAUAUUCUAUCAAAGCUGGCAUGUGGCACAAAAAUGUGAUUCAAUAAUAGUGUACGUUGUAGAUGAGAAAAUUUUAUCGAAACUUAUAAUCGAUUGGUUGAAAGAUAACAGAUAAAUAAACCGUCACGUUUUCCGAAAAACAAUA
Messenger RNA from Armigeres subalbatus, 1436 nucleotides. RefSeq names its product protein lethal(2)essential for life-like. NCBI's taxonomy places the organism in Eukaryota, Metazoa, Arthropoda, Insecta, Diptera, Culicidae. Gene Ontology annotation, cellular component: nucleus; cytoplasm. The record is from RefSeq and is a predicted model, not a curated record. Gene Ontology annotation, biological process: response to heat; protein refolding. The transcript has 4 exons. Bases 362 to 946 code for a protein of 194 amino acids.